GAGUUCUUUUUUACGUGAACCAGACUAUGAAAACUGAAAAAGAUGGCUGACAUUUCAGACGUCGCUGACAGCUUAGUGCUCCGGAGAAUCCGGCCUGGCACGAAAUUUGAGGAUUUUCACAACUGGCCAGACCAGUCUUUUGAAGAGAUGGACAGCACUUUAGCCGUCCAACAGUACAUCCAACAGAAUAUUCGGAAUGCCAUCAAGAACAUUGACUUCAUCUUGGAGGCACCUGAGGGUCAGGAUGAAGGAGUCUGGAAGUAUGAGCAUCUAAGACAGUUCUGCCUGGAGCUAAAUGGAUUGGCAGUCAAACUGCAGACUGAGUGCAAUCCAGACACAUGCACCCAAAUGACGGCAACAGAGCAGUGGAUAUUCCUAUGUGCAGCUCACAAGACACCCAAAGAGUGUCCUGCCAUUGACUACACAAGACAUACCUUGGAUGGAGCAGCGUGUCUACUCAACAGCAACAAGUAUUUCCCUAGCAGGGUGAGCAUCAAGGAGUCGUCAGUAGCCAAGCUAGGAUCAGUCUGCCGUAGGAUAUACCGGAUAUUCUCCCACGCUUACUUCCACCACAGGGUGCUGUUUGAUGAAUAUGAGAAUGAGACUUACCUGUGUCGUCGCUUCACCACGUUUGUCACCAAGUAUAACCUGAUGUCUAAAGACAAUCUCAUCGUGCCAAUCUUGGAGCAGAAUAAGACGGAGCUCGAGAUAGCUGAACCCCCCUCGGAAUCAUCCGCUUGAUGACUGUCUUAUAACUACCCCAAAUUUCAAGCACAAAAUAACUUAUAUUGUCUAAACAUGGGCCCACUUUGACAGCGCUUCUAAACAUUUUAAACAAUUCACGAGAAGUAUCAAUUGCCUAACAUUUUGGCCAGUUUUGUGUUGAGUAUCUAUAUCCUGAGGAUCUCCACGAUAUUGGACUUUAGUCUCAGGCUUUUCUCAUCCAAACACUUGACCCAUACAAAUAUCUGCAUCAUUCAAAUACAAAUUGACCGCAUCUAAUAUAUUGUGAUCCAAAUUUGAGAACAAUUAUCUGCCAAAUUCAGCAAAGCACACAGGAAACUUGCAAGCAAUGGCAACCUUUCACUUGAGCUAAACCAUUUUUUUCUAAAUUUGAGUUCAUGACCAACAAGUCCUGUCAAAGCCGUUCUGGAAACUGACAAUAGAGAGGUUUCGCAUGCAAACGGAUACGUUUAGUGCGAUGGAUACGUCAUCAGUUAUGACGUCGUACGCCACUCACUAUCUGCUAAACGUGCAGACGACACGCAUAUCUCGCUCGCUACAUGUAAGUAAAAAACGGAUACGGAUAGCUAAACGUAAGUGUCAGCGUAUCCGUUCGCUUGCGAAACCUCCCUAAAAAGUGCAUCCUGUACAUACAUGUAUAAUUAGUGAGGACUUAGAAAUGAUACUGGAAACCACCAGUACAUGUAGAUUAUGUAUCCUGUCUUAGAAAUUAGCCAUAAAAGACAAGGAGAUACAUUUUGCAUUCGCAUGCCAGUAUUUUACUCGAUUAACCAGUUCGCGUCGGAGGACAUGAUAAAAUACACGGUUUAAACGUCAAGAUUGCUUCGACUCGCCUUUGGGUGACGUCUAAACACGCUAAUCCCUCGUGCCUUUGGUACACACACACAAAAGUCAGUUUGUGAAGUCUGUGGAGGCGAACCGUGUGUUGAUAUUGAAUCGGCUGUUGUGCACGGCCUAUUGUUCGACAAUUUACGCUCCAGUAUACACCUCGGAGUAUUGAAAAAUAUGAGGUCUCGGCAAGAAAUAUACAGAUACUGUUGAAAUGACUCUUGCAAAUCAGUAUUUGUGGCGUUUUGCUGUAUAUCAGAAGUUGGCUGGAAUAUUUUGCCUUUUGCAAAAAAUAGAGAUAUUCGGCAAAAAUAAUCCCGGCGCGAACUGGUUACGACACAAACACCUUCAUGGCAAAUUGGCAUCUUAUUCUGUAAGAGUGUGUAAAACUUUGUUUAACUGUCAAACCUUGUCAUCUUUGUGAACUGUAUAGAGUGUGUUAUUUAUUUGACCUUUUUUUUUAGCAAUAAAUAAACAACAGAGAUACUUGUUGGUACUAUA
Patiria miniata (bat star) is the source of this 2073-nucleotide messenger RNA. It is a transcript of the gene mob4, whose product is annotated as MOB-like protein phocein. The transcript has 7 exons. Bases 43 to 741 code for a protein of 232 amino acids. Gene Ontology annotation, cellular component: cytoplasm. Lineage: Eukaryota; Metazoa; Echinodermata; Asteroidea; Valvatida; Asterinidae. The record is from RefSeq and is a predicted model, not a curated record.